Coregonus clupeaformis (lake whitefish) is the source of this 2587-nucleotide messenger RNA. RefSeq names its product transmembrane protein 65. Gene Ontology annotation, cellular component: mitochondrion. Lineage: Eukaryota; Metazoa; Chordata; Actinopteri; Salmoniformes; Salmonidae. The record is from RefSeq and is a predicted model, not a curated record. Gene Ontology annotation, biological process: regulation of cardiac conduction; cardiac ventricle development. The transcript has 8 exons. The coding region runs from base 158 to 907 and encodes 249 amino acids.
GAAGAAGAAGGGACAUUUGGUUUACUACUACUCCGGGCUGAGCUCAGUCAUGAUCAAACUUAGAGCAACAUAUAUCUAUGGAGACGUGGUAGCAAGAAUAAUUAAUCUAGCUAGAUGAAUACAUCUAUGAUUUGAAAAUGUCAACUCAAUAUAGUAAAUGAAGAUCGAGGAAGAGCACGAGAAGAGAAGCCAUAUGGUAUUUAGGAGGAAAAAACUACAUGGGUCGCAAAUCGAGAGAGCUCUAGGACACACAGUCUCAUCAAGAGCAGUGCUGGAAAGUGUCACUGCCAGAAAGGUUUUGAAGGUGUCCCACGUGCAAAGCUGCUGGAUGGGAACGCUCGGACGCAACGAGCCGCUGGAGCACCUGAACUCUCCAAAAAGAGCAAAAGAAUUCAUCUACAGCCUUCACCCCAAAGAAAGAACAUGUUUACUCAAAGAACUGCAGAGCUUUGAGUCCAUAGCUAUAGCACAAGAGACUCAAGAGACUUCACCACUUACUCAAGCUCAGAUCAGAUAUGUGCUCCUACACAAUGCAAUCCCCUUCAUUGGUUUUGGCUUCCUGGACAAUGCCAUCAUGAUUGCAGCAGGAACCCAUAUUGAGUUGUCUAUAGGGGUCACCUUUGGAAUAUCGACCAUGGCAGCUGCAGCUCUUGGGAACCUGGUUUCAGACCUGGCAGGACUUGGUCUUGCAGGAUACGUAGAAGUUCUAGCUUCCAGGCUAGGGAUGCAGGUUCCUGACUUGACCCCCAAGCAGGCGGACAUGUGGCAGACCAGGGUUAGCUCCCACAUGGGAAAAGGCAUUGGAGUCACAAUCGGAUGCAUUCUGGGAAUGUUCCCCCUGCUAUUCCUAGGGGAUGAUGAUGAGCGCAAGAAAAAAGAAGCACAAACCAACACCACUGACUCUUAACAGCAUGUGAACCAUCUUUCUGGUUUCGAGUCAAUUACAACAUGCAUCAUCAGCAUGAUUUAAGUUGAUCUCUAACUCUGAAAACCUUUCUUCUCUAUUUCAUAAUAUAUGCCACUCUUAUCCAAAGUGACUUAGUCAUGGGUGCAUACAUUUUACGUACGGGUGGUCCCGGUAAUCGAACCCACUAUUCUGGCGUUGCAAGCGCCAUGCUCUACCAACUGAGCUACCAGAUAAUCUUCUGAAAAUGUAUUAUGAGCCAUUAGGCUUAUAAAGUAGUUGCAUUUGAUGGCAAGGUAUUUUCGUAGGAUGGAUUUCGUUGAUGAGUUGAACAUUUGUUUGAUUAAUUUAAACCAAUGUAUGUGAUCGUCAUGAGUCAUUGCAAGUUACUCAUAGACUCAUCCCUGUUGGCCCACUGGACUACACUGCAGUCAAUCGGUUUACAUUUAUCAUGGAGUCGUUGAAAGCUGAAAUGAAAACACAAAUCAUGGUGUCAGUCUUCAAGUUUCACAAUUUUGGCAAAAGAUAAAACCAAGGAACACGUGUAAAAUUAAAUGCCAUCGAGGUAGCAGUUUUGUUCUGAUUGAAACAACGGGUUGAACUAGCUUGUACAUUAUAGAUUAUUUUCAAAGGAUACGUCUUUUGUUGAGGAAUUUCUGUACAACAUAUGAAGCUUUUAACUUUAUUGAUUUUGUUUGUCAACAAGGAAAAAGGGAUUACUCUAGCAUUUGAAAAUCAGGUCACAAAUGCUGUUUAUAGCACUACCAACCCAGUUUUUCAGAUGCAUAAUUACAAACAUACCUCUACUAUACGCACACUACAUUGAGUAGGCAUAAUGCCUUGGGUUCCUAGCAUGUCAACAUCUUAAGUUGGCUAUCUAUUAGGCUAACUAUUGAUCCAUGUCUCUUAGCCUUCACAAUUAUUUUAGCAAAGCCAAAUCAUACCAUAGAAGUGCCUCAGUUUAUUUUCAUCACUUUUUUUUUUUUAACCUUUUUAAAAACAAGCACAUAAAUACUUUUUCACAAAAUAAAAUCUUACUUCAUGUUUGAAAGCGUCAUUUUUAGUCUGUACUACUUUAUUUUGGAGAAAUUAAGGAAACAGUUCAUGAAGUGAGCUGAACACUUAAGCGUAAAACUGCGCACUAACUACUGUAUGCCUUCUAAAACAGGUUGGAUUUAUGUGCACAGAAGAGAAGCAAUACAAUGUUUCUUAAAAUGCAAUUAAUGCACCUAUUAUUUCUUUGCCAAUAUUAUGGAGUUUUUGUAGGAUAGCUACGGAUUUGUGUUUCUGAUCGACAACCAUUUACUUAUGGUGGCCUAAAUCAGAUUUUGUUUAUAGAUGUAAUCAAACUAGUCAUAUUUAUUGUGUGAAAGACAUUCUUUGUUUUCUGUCUAUUUCUGUCAGUAUUAGUUUUCUCCGUUUGCCUUUUCUGAUUUCUGUAAAUGCAGUACUUAAACUGGAAUGCCCCUCACCACACUGCUGUAUUUCCUCACGAAAUUGUAAUGAAUGUAUUUAAUGACCCUUAUUAUUUAAACUAUUACUGCCAAAUGCAGCUUUGUUGUCACCAAAGUACUUGGCUGUAAAAAAAACUGUUGCAGCACAACCAGACUAAUAAGAAGGUGUAACAAAUGGUUUGAUCGUUUUGUUUGAAAGCAAUAAAUGUUCUGUUGUGGGUGAGUAGUA